UGAUGAACGUGUUGCAUUUCUUUACGGUUUUAUUUCUGGUGUCUAAUAUAACAUUAGCAGCAUCAGGUUUGAGUUGGCUGGACGAGGUUUUGAAUAUUCUGGGUAGAGAAAUGGUUCCGUAUUUUCUAGAAACAUUCAUUUCUAUGCUAAAUGGAUUUUUUGAUACGGAUCAUCUGUCUUUUGAUUCUAAACGUUUGAGAGCAGAUUUAAAAGGCUCUCUCUUCGGGCAGCACAUCGCGUCUGAUGUUGUACUGAAAACGGUAUCGUCAUUUAUGACUGACAGCAACCCAAACAAACCACUGGUUUUCUCGUUCCACGGGACUACUGGAACUGGGAAGAGUCAUGUCACUAAAAUCAUUGCAAGAAAUUUGUAUAAAAAAGGGGAGCAGAGCAAGCAUAUUCACUUAUUUAUAUCUGACCUUCAUUUUCCAGACAAACGAAAUUUAGACACCUACACCGCACAGCUAAAGCAGUGGAUUCAUGGAAAUGUAUCAAAUUUUCCCCGCUCCAUGUUCAUAUUUGAUGAAAUGGAUAGGAUGCAUCCACGGCUGAUUGACACCCUAAAACCUUUUCUAGACAACAAUGACAAUGUAGAUGGAGUGAAUCUGACAGAGACGCUGGCUAUGGUUGACUAUUGCUGUGGAUUUUCACACUCCAGUCUAAUAAAUAAGCAUCUGAUUGAUCACUAUGUUCCUUUCCUACCUCUGGAGCUGAAGCAUGUGCGUCAGUGUGUUAUGGCUGAGAUGGUUCAUCUGAAUAUGACUCAGGACUCUGAUCUGGCAGAUGAAGUGGCCAGAGACAUGCCUUACUACCCUGAAGAAGAGAGAAUAUAUGCUUUUAAAGGCUGCAAGUCUGUCAGACAGAAGUUGCCCCUAUAUAAAUGAAUAAGAUGAACAAG
Molecule: messenger RNA, 898 nt
Organism: Sinocyclocheilus grahami
Lineage: Eukaryota; Metazoa; Chordata; Actinopteri; Cypriniformes; Cyprinidae
Product: torsin-1A-like
Exons: 5
Coding region: 3-884 (293 amino acids)
Biological process (GO): nuclear membrane organization; protein localization to nucleus
Cellular component (GO): nuclear envelope; endoplasmic reticulum lumen
Molecular function (GO): ATP hydrolysis activity; ATP binding; kinesin binding
Source: RefSeq, a predicted model, not a curated record